Oxyura jamaicensis (ruddy duck) is the source of this 772-nucleotide messenger RNA. Its product is annotated as receptor expression-enhancing protein 4-like. The coding region runs from base 26 to 613 and encodes 195 amino acids. The transcript has 2 exons. NCBI's taxonomy places the organism in Eukaryota, Metazoa, Chordata, Aves, Anseriformes, Anatidae. The record is from RefSeq and is a predicted model, not a curated record.
UUCCCUGUGGAUCCGGGGUCCCCCAAUGGGGCUGGGGUCUCCAAUGGGGCUGGUUUCCCUGUGGAUCUGGGGUCUCCUAAUGGGGCUGGGGUCCCCGCAGGCCGGCGUCGCCCCGUUGCUUUGGGUUCUGCCCCGUGUGGCCGUGCCUCGUUCCCACCCUUUCUCCCCCACCCCGCAGAGCCAGGGUGCGCUGGCCGGGCGGCUGCGCAGCUUCAGCAUGCAGGACCUGCGCUCGCUCCCCGACGAAGCCCCCGUGCACUACCGGGACCCCCUGUACCUGGAGGAGCAGGAGAGCCGCAGGCAGCCCCCCGGUGAGCCGGGAGCAGCGUGGCCGCGGGGCCCGGGGGGCUGUGCCAGAGCCAUCGGGUGGCCGCUGGCCCCAGCCUGCGGAGCGGCGCCGCGCCGCGAGAGCGAGACGGAUGAGGAGGAGGAGUGCUGGUCGGACUCGCAGGUCUCCCCCAAGCCCACCCCUCACCCCCGGGACCCCAGACCCCUCUCCCGGAGCCAGAGCUUGCGCACGGUGAAGAAGAAGCCCCAAGGCAAAGAGGGCUCUUCCCGGCUGGUGCGCGGCCGCGCUCGGAAGAAGCCGGCUCCGACGGGGCAGGACAGUUAAAUUAACGCUGCAUCCCCCCGGGGAAAAGCAUCGCCUGGAGUCUUAACCUGUUGAGUUUGCUGCUGCAGCGCCCGGGGGGGAGCCGGGGUUUGUGCCGCCAGCCCCCCCGGGGUGAGGGCUCCCUCCUGCCUUGCACCGCGCGUGCCUUAGGUUUUGGUG